Messenger RNA from Carassius gibelio (silver crucian carp), 708 nucleotides. RefSeq names its product intraflagellar transport protein 25 homolog. Gene Ontology annotation, cellular component: intraciliary transport particle B; cilium; centrosome. Gene Ontology annotation, biological process: intraciliary transport. Lineage: Eukaryota; Metazoa; Chordata; Actinopteri; Cypriniformes; Cyprinidae. The record is from RefSeq and is a predicted model, not a curated record. The transcript is spliced from 4 exons. Bases 129 to 473 code for a protein of 114 amino acids.
AAACCGAUUCGCGGAAGGUAGUCGGCUGCGACACAUCGGGUUUACCUGUUGCUUAGCAACUUAGAUUGCCUACGACAGAAAAUUCCAGUCUCUGGUAUAUUUCUGCAUGCAAAUCUCUAAUAUUCAUAAUGCCGGACGCUGCUUUGAGUUCAUACGGAGCGCAGGUCGUGCUGGCUACAUCCAGUGAUGAGAAUCACCCUCCCGAGAACAUCGUCGACGGAAAAACUGAGACGUUCUGGAUUUCAACUGGCGUUUUUCCACAAGAGCUUAUGAUCCGCUUUCCAGAUAACAAGAGCAUUUUCAAUGUUUCCAUUCACAGUUACAACAUCAAAAGGCUGAGAAUAGAAAAGGGUUCAUCAGACGAUGCGUAUCAAUGUGAAGCGGUUGCAGACACAGAGUUUGAGCACACAGAGAGCAGCCUACAGGCCAAUGAUAUUUCUGGGAGUUACAUCUCAAAGAAUAUCUUCAGAUAAAGCAAGAUACUCAAAACCAAGAUCUCACUUUUUUUCUUCUUCAGGUAGAUGUAUCAUGUACUACAACACAUCUGCGGUUUCUCAUACUGUCUGGAUAUGACCAUUUUGUCUCUGUACACAAAGUGAGUUUUCAAUCAUGAGAAAAUCUCCAUCUGGCAUUUGCUUCUGAAAACUCACACAAAGCAACCAAAGUAGAUCACUGUAUAUUUUUCUUAAUAAACAUUGCCCUAAUUUC